This is a messenger RNA of Mesitornis unicolor (brown roatelo), 1709 nucleotides long. RefSeq names its product desmoglein-2-like. Gene Ontology annotation, biological process: homophilic cell-cell adhesion. The transcript has 5 exons. Gene Ontology annotation, molecular function: calcium ion binding. NCBI's taxonomy places the organism in Eukaryota, Metazoa, Chordata, Aves, Mesitornithiformes, Mesitornithidae. The record is from RefSeq and is a predicted model, not a curated record. The annotation marks the transcript as partial. Gene Ontology annotation, cellular component: desmosome; membrane.
GCACCAGCAUACAGCUGGUACCACAAAACCUGAAGGAAGGUAGAGCUGAAGUUCCCCUCCUAAUAAAGGAUUUCCAAGGGGUCAGCUGUGCUCAGACACAGUCCCUGCAACUGACUGUUUGUGGCUGUGCGGAAGAAGGCAUCUGCAAAGAGAAGGUUAUAGGCACUAAGUCAGUGGGCCUGGGACCAGGAGCAGUUGCACUAAUCAUCUUGGCAUUUCUACUUUUGCUGCUUAUUCCACUGUUGCUGCUGCUGUGUCCCUGUGGUUCAGGAGCAAAGGGAUUUGCCGGGAUACCAGACUACAGCGAAGCGAUGUUGCGUCAGUGGAACAGCGAAGGAGCAGCUCCCGAGGAGAAGCCUGUGCUAAGCCUCAUCCCAUCCACUGCACUGGCAAGCUCAAGAGGUGUGACCAGCGGAGCAGCAACAGCAGCAUUAGCAGCNNNGGAAACUGCAACAGGAGGAGGCAGCUCUGCCUCUCAUUUGAGAGAGCAUCAAAACACCAUUACCAAGGAGAGAUGGGAAGAGCAAAGACAUCUCCUUUCUGGUGCUGAAUACGGAGCCAUGGCAGCUGGAGGAGCUGAAGGCAUGGCAGGUGUAGAAGGCAAGACGCUGGUGGCUGGAGGAGGAGUUGCAGUGGGAGCAGCAGGAGCCAUGAAUGAAGAAUUUUUAAGAGACUACUUCAAUGACAAAGCUGUCUCCUUUGCGGAUGAAGAUGAAGCCCAAGCUGCAAAUGACUGUCUCCUGGUUUAUUCCCAGGGAGAGUCAGGCUCCCCCCACGGCUCCAUCGGCUGCUGCAGCUUUAUUGACGGUGAUCUUGACGACCACUUUCUUGAUGACUUAGGAGACAAAUUUAAGACUUUAGCAGAAAUAUGCAUAGGCAGACACAUCAACGUGAAAGAUGGGAGCUCCAGGAAUGAAUCAGGUUUCGGUGUUGGUGACACAAAGUCGCGGUUCCUAGAUCAGCAAAAUGCUUCCAGCUCCGAACAAGCCUUUACCUCAGGCAGCCACUUCCAGUCCGCCCCAUCAGUGCAUGCCAGUGGUGGCACAGGAGAAGACAGAGUGUCCGAGGAGGUGGUCACUGAAACAACCUUUGCAUCCUGCUCCAGGCAGCACGACACCCGGCCCCUCCCCACGGCUCACAUGGACACCAAUUUCACCGUGAUGGAAACAUCCUACUCUGCAGGGGCUCCUGCCCGCUCGGCCACUGUCUUGCUAGACCCUCAGUUUAAGGAGAAUGUAGUGGUGACAGAGAGAGUGCUGGCACCCGCAUCGAGCUUGCAGGGUAUGGUGGAAGUCCCCAGUUUGCCGCAUGGAAGUAAUGUGGUGGUUACGGAGAGGAUGGUGAAGUCGGAGGGCACGGGUGCAGGAGCCCUGAUGGUUCAGGACCUCCCUGACUCCCAGUAUGUCGUCGUGAGGGAGCGGGAGAGGGUCCUUGUGCCCGCUGCAGAGCAGGGCUCGCUCAGCUUCCCCAGUUUGGCGGAAGGUCGCGGCGUGGUGGUAAACGAAACAGUAGUGACAGCCUCGGGGAUGCAGAGCAGAGCCGAACAGGCAGCAGGUGCCAGCCUGGGAAGAAAAGAGCACAUGGUGCUCACAGACUCACUGCUUAAUCAGGGAGGGUCCACCUUAGAGGGGCCACCUCCUGCCAGCACCACACUGAGCAAGUCUUCCAGAGUGACCAAAUACAGCACAGUGCAGUACACUCGCUCAUAG